UAUUGCAGAAUUUGCAAAUAGAUUAGGCACAAGUUAUUCCAACUUAUGAAGCCUUCUCCCAGAAAUAUUUUAUACAAUGUACAUGGCAACAUCAACAGAUUUUACACAAAUCGAUGAUGAAAAUAACGAAGGAGAGAGCGAGAAAUUUGAACCAACCACUGUCUUUAAUAAACUUCUGUACUGAUUUGAAUACAUGGAUGUUUUCCCCAAGAGACAAAUCUGAACUGCCAUUUAAUACCGAAGUUAUAGCUAAUGAGAUUGAAGAAUGCAAAACAAUGACAGCCCUGAGAAUGGAAGGGAACACCCUUGGAGCUGAUGCUGCUGAAGUCAUAGCCGAAGCUUUACAAAAACAUCCAGAAUUUCAGAGAGCACACUGGAGUGACAUGUUCACGGGUCGAUUGAAAACGGAGAUCCCUCCUGCCUUGAAACAUUUAGGCAAGGCAAUCAUAGCUGCUGGAGCUGGAUUAGUGGAGCUUGACCUCAGUGAUAAUGCCUUCGGUCCGACCGGAGUGGAUGGUCUAAUAGAACUGCUGAAGAGUCCUAGCUGCUAUACCCUGAAGGAACUCAAACUCAACAACAAUGGUCUCGGCAUUGGGGGCGGAAAGAUACUCUCACAGUGCCUGCUGGACUGUCACAAGUCGAGCUGUGCUGCAGGCAAACCUCUGGCCCUGCGGGUGUUUAUAUCGGGACGUAACAGGCUGGAGAACGAUGGAGCCACUGCUCUCGCCGCAGCCUUCAAGGCAAUUGGAACCCUAGAGGAGAUCACCAUGCCACAGAACGGGAUCAACCCUCCCGGGAUAAGUGCCCUGGCCGACGCUAUAGCUCAUAACAAGGGACUAAAAAGACUUAAUUUAAACGACAACACCUUUACAGUGGCGGGUGCCAAAAGCAUAGCAAAGGUUCUACCUCACGUACAAAAGUUAGAAGUAUUAAAUUUCGGAGACUGUUUGGUGCGAACAGAUGGAGCGAAGGUGUUGGCCAGUGCCAUUGCUGAUAGUCAUACUAGUCUUAGGGAAGUAAAUUUCUCUGGAAAUGAAAUAAGCAAGCCAGGCGCCACGGCGAUAGCUGAUGCUAUGGAGAAUAAAGUGAACUUGGAACUCUUAGAUUUGGACUCCAAUCAGCUAGGAGAAGAUGGAGUGGAAGAGGUGAAGGGCACAAUGGAGGCUAUAAACAAAUCCGAUAAACUUGGAUCUCUCAGUGGAGACGAAGGAACAGAUGAUGAAGAUGAGGAGGAAGGUGAUGUUCAUGGAGAGGAGGUCGAGGCCAAGGAAGACGAAGAUGGGGAUGCGGUGGACGACCCAGAGUUACAAGUGAAAGGGAAGGCCAUCAGUCCUGAAAAACAGUCCGUUUCUGCCAAGGAUUUUCUGGCGUUCCCUUCUCCGACGAAAUUGAUUCAGUUAGGGACUGGCCGAGCUGCAGCACUGAAACAAGAGCUAGGGAGUGAUUGUUCAGAUGUGGACAAGGCAGUUCAGACAUUUAUAAAGGUUUCUUCAGUCGUUACUCCAGUUGAUACCAAGACAAAGGAAGCAGCGUGUGAUUGUACAGAUAAACUGUUUGAGGAUUUACUGCUGGACAGUACAGAAGGAGGAGCCUCAUUGUUUGCCAAUUCAUUGCUGGUCAAUAUGGGAGUAUUAAAGGGCGAAGACAAAAAGUUCCGACCGCCCAGCAGUAUUGUUGGCCCACUUACAGUUUUAGAGUACGCAGUCAAGCAGCCAUAUUUCCCAAAACAAUCUAGAGAAAUUUUAUCAGCAUUUAUCACAAAACCACACCCACUACUUGACAAGUCGGGACCGGCACGGCACAAUCUUCUUCAAACGCUCUUUAAGUUCUGAAUAAUACCGUUUUCCAUGUACUGGAAAGCCAUUGAAGAUGAGAUGGCCUUUUUAAACAGCACAUACCAGUGAACUGACACUAACACAUAGAGGGUUGACAUGUAGACCGACAGAGUCUAUGUAGACCGACAGAGUCUACCACGCAAAAUUUCUUUCACAUCUUUUGUGAUAAUCAAUAAAAUGUAGUGAUUGUUGAAUUUUUACUUAUUUGAAAUCAUUUUGUCAUUAUUGUUUGCAAAUUGGGAAAAAAAUCUUUAUUCUGAAGAAUUUAUUUAAAAAAGAAAUAAAUUCAAUUUUUGCUUUGAAUGAUAUAUAUCAUUUUCAUAAUUACUUAUCAGCCAUGUGAUCUAGAUUUUAAAAACAUUGUCAAACUCAGUCAGAUCCAUGAUAUUUAUAAUUCCAAACUUUGACAAUUUUGAAAAUAUCAUAAAUAUCAUUUCGUAGAGUAUCUUUUCAUUAUCUGUAGUGGUACUAAGAUGAUCUAGUGCCAACAUCUGUAUUUUUGUAUCUCAAAAAGUUCUUUCUGUGAAGGCUGUUGAUAGACAAUGUUGGGUUACUUUAAUACUGUGAGGUAAUAUUUGUGAAAGACACUGUAUUCAUUUUCAUACCCACACAAAAAUUGACUCACGGAAGAUUUGAGAAAGACAGCUAUUGCUUCUUGUUUGUUUACAAACCCAAGAAGUGCUUACAUGAGAAACAGUGGUCACGUUAACUCAUUCACCCCUGAAAUUUCAUUAUGAACUAUUCCAACCUUUGAAUCAGAAGAGUUUAAAAAGUGUUUUCAGGGAUGAAUGUGUUAAAGGUGAUGGGGCUAAUGAAUGAUUUUCAAUGUGAAGGAAUCGGUCUUAUGUUUGACUAACUCAUUGCCAAAAUGCUGUUGUUCUUAGCAAAACAAUGCAUAUUAGUGCUAUCUAUUUCAGGAUGUAUGCUACAUUUUUUACAAUGUUGGUUUUCUUUCCUAAAGAGUUCCGCAUGAAGAAAUUAACAAUUCUGGAAAUGGUUUUUUUAAACUUAUUUGUACUUAUUUGAUUACAAGACAAAAAAGAUUGAAAGGUAAAAGCACACAUUGUUUAACAUUCUUCGGUGAUCCUGAAUUCUUACACAGUAUAAUGCUAUUAAAAAAAAUUGGAUGUUUAUCGUACCAGGUGAUCCUGAAGUCUUGCACAGUUAAAUUUACUCCUAUAGAAAUUGAGAAUUUUCAAGGGAGAUAACUCAAUUGCAAAUUGCAGAUUAUAAGAUAGCAUAUGUAUUUCAAACUCAUUCCUGUUUAUCAUACUCAUUCUUUCAUGUUUUUACGAAACUACAGUUCAUGUUACAUAUACGUCAAUCCAUCAAUAGUUUAAAAUUCAAUUUGACAUCGGAAGCUGAAACGUUUGAAAUCAUUAUUUUAAAUCAUUUGAUGUUUUUACCAUUCUUCAAGAUGAAUAAAUCAAGAAACAUAUUUGCCAAAAUGUUGCACAGAUAAUGAAAUGCAAGAAAAGAAUUAAUGUUAAGACAUUUUGUUAAUCAUCUUAAAAAUUUCGAUGAUGGUUAUAUAUCUUUUCAUACCAGUAUAUACAUUUCACAUUACACAAUGAAUUAAAGAAUAAAUCUAUUUGUUCAAAUGUGGACAAAUUAAGUACAAAUACAAUAAAUAGUUGUCAGAAACACAGGGACAAGACUCUAUUCAAAAUUACCAUUAUAUUAAUAAUGUGACUUGCCCUGUGAUCACAAACAUAUUGUAAAUUGUCUUGAUUUUAUUUGUGUGUAU
Mizuhopecten yessoensis (Yesso scallop) is the source of this 3582-nucleotide messenger RNA. RefSeq names its product ran GTPase-activating protein 1-like. Bases 114 to 1832 code for a protein of 572 amino acids. Gene Ontology annotation, cellular component: cytosol; perinuclear region of cytoplasm; nucleus. Gene Ontology annotation, molecular function: GTPase activator activity; small GTPase binding. Gene Ontology annotation, biological process: signal transduction; nucleocytoplasmic transport; activation of GTPase activity. The transcript is spliced from 17 exons. The record is from RefSeq and is a predicted model, not a curated record. NCBI's taxonomy places the organism in Eukaryota, Metazoa, Mollusca, Bivalvia, Pectinida, Pectinidae.